GCGAGAUAUAAAUAUUAUGUAGGAUGAGUUAUAUUUUUUAAGCUCCUACGAUAAAGCAACAGCAUGGUAAAGAAGAACUACUGGGUGCCCGCAAAGAUAAUCCGACCAGAAAGUGAGCUGGCCGAGAAAAAUGUCAGGCACAAUUCAUUUACACCAACUUACGAGCAGGAGGAGCCCCAAAUGGGCCUGAUUCUAUCGUGGCACUAUGGUCGACAGUGGCUGGAUGAGCGUAAUUCUCAUGAGAAGAAAACACAGAAAAAGAUAAAGAAAGCCGCCAACUUUAUUCCACCCGACUACAGCAGUUGGCUUGAGAAGCGCAGACUAAAUAAGACUAGACAACAACUGAUGCAGUCCUGA
Drosophila rhopaloa is the source of this 357-nucleotide messenger RNA. RefSeq lists its product as uncharacterized. The coding region runs from base 64 to 357 and encodes 97 amino acids. NCBI's taxonomy places the organism in Eukaryota, Metazoa, Arthropoda, Insecta, Diptera, Drosophilidae. The record is from RefSeq and is a predicted model, not a curated record. The transcript has a single exon.